This is a messenger RNA of Trametes versicolor FP-101664 SS1, 3423 nucleotides long. RefSeq lists its product as uncharacterized. Bases 1 to 3423 code for a protein of 1140 amino acids. The record is from RefSeq and is a predicted model, not a curated record. The transcript is spliced from 7 exons. Gene Ontology annotation, molecular function: zinc ion binding; nucleic acid binding. NCBI's taxonomy places the organism in Eukaryota, Fungi, Basidiomycota, Agaricomycetes, Polyporales, Polyporaceae.
AUGGCCGCACCCCUCACGAGCUCGACACGUCCCAACCUCGUACUUUUACUCGCCGGCCCCACCAGUGCUGAACCAGCGUCAGUGCGGCAUGCCUGGGACCUAAUUUACAGGCAUUCCGUCGUAUUUCCGCCGCAGCCAGAUACCCCGGCAGUGGCAGAGAAGGGCACUGUCCAUGUCCUUGGCCAUGCCACUAGCACUGGCGACUCGGAGACUUCUCCGACUAGCCCCACUAUGACACUUGUGGACGUUGAUGAGCCCACUCCCAAGUGGGGCAUCGACUCGGAAAAUCAUCGCCAUGCUGUCAUUUCGCCAUUCAUCGGAGCCAGUGGCAGUAGCGGUCUCAGUUCGUCUGACGCGUCCGGCCAGUUCAUGUUGCUGGAUCGUAUCAUGUCGAAUACAUCCAUCGAUGUGCAUGAUGCGAACAUGCCUCUGAAGACUCAGGCGUACAAAGUGAUUAUGGUCCUCGAUCAAUCUAUCCCAGAGAAUCUUCGGAAAGAAUUUAGCGGCGCGAAGAACAAGCUGACUGCGUUCAAACUCAUAGUCGAUAUAGGCUCCACCUUCACACCAACAGGGCGAAGACUCACACCCAUCAGGAUGGAAGGCAAUUUACGUCAUAACGAGAACCCAUCGCGCUCAAGAUCCCGGAUCGACGAAGACGGCGCUCCGGUGAGAUCUAAUGCUGGGAUAUCGGAACGGGCAGCAUCAAAGAAGCCUGCGCGUCCUGACGCAUUCCAUCCGCCGAGGCACGAAGAGUCGGCACCAGGCCCCUCUCGAUCCUCACGACCCGAGACGCACAGUUUCCAUACUGCGCGCUCGUCUACUCAGGAGAGCACCGUAAACCCGGGCCCUUCUGCGAGGACCGCUGCGGACCGCGACGAUCAACCGUCGUCCCGGCCCAGUAGCGUCCACCUCACCCCGCCAUCUCCCACGCCGAGAAGAGCGUCAAAGAGAGACGAAAUUCACCGGGAGUCCCGCCGGUCGGCUAACGAAUCGAGCAAACGGCGGCCCACCUCCCGGGCAGACGGUCCAGUGGAAAGUACCACGCCGCCCCCGCGGGGUAAUACUUCCCCAUUGCCCGCCCCAACCGCGCGGCACGCGUCGGCGUACGGGUUCUUUGGGCCAGAAAUCCAUUCAUCCACCCCGACGGGGGCCCAUCGCUCGGGGCACGCUGACCCAGUAGGCAGCCUGCAUCAGGAGCCUCUUCUACACCGACCGGACAGUCGUGAAUCUACACGAUCUGCCAGUCGCGCUCAGUCCCAGCGACUGCUAUCCCCCGACUAUCGAGCGAUACUCGAGCAUCAGGCCGCCCUGAACUACCAGGCGAGUCAGCGCAAUGAGCAGCUCGCUGAAAACGCCAUCGAGAUGCGAUCGUUUGCCCACCGAGGACACAGCUUCGUAGUCGAAUAUCUCAAUGACGUCAACGCUAUGAGCUCGCGGCUGAACCGAGUACUAGGCGAUAACGCUCGCACAGUUAAGGACAUAGCCAACGAGAUGAACAUUACCCGGCAAAUACUAGGGGUACCAAUUCCGGCUCCGCAUCCUGAAAACUCCGGUGCUCAAGCCCCACCUCGAUCCGCCAGUGUACCCGUAUCUGAGGGAGGACGAUCAUCUGUCACUCUGGGCCACGAGGAUUGGAGCCCACUAGGUCCUAACCCCUCGCCACCCCACGAGCAUAGAGAUACCCCUCCGCACUUGGGUGCCCGGCCCGAGUCGGGACAGCGUCAACGGUCACCGGGAGUGCACCAACACCCUCCGGGGCCCAACCACACUGCGGGACCGUAUGGAGAACGAGUAAUCUCGCCCCGAUACCAUGGCGAGAAUAUCGAUGAAUACAACGACAGAAUGCGCCGGGGACUCGACCGCCACACCCGAGUGCGGUCUGCGAUGCGCCCCAUCCCGGAAGAGCACGCGAAUGAACGCGUCCGAUUCGCUGAGCCUGAUCACUCGCACUCCCCGUCUGCGCGAAGCCCUCGUUUGGGCGACGCGCCAUACCGGGAUCCCCGCGAAUAUCUGCGGGAGUACGGGCCUCGACGAUCCGACGGAUACGCGCCUCAACAGUUCGCGGUGCCGCCCGAUGACGGCGGAUUCGACGCUCGUCAAUGGCCUGGCAAUUCGAUUUCCACCGCGGCCCACCUGCGUCCGCGACUCGCCACUACUACCCUGGAUCCUCGGAUGCCUAUGCCGCCAACGAUGUAUGGGUUACCAGGCCCUGCCGGGAUAACAGAUGUCCCCACUGCCGUAAACAGCGUUGCAGUAGGGACGGUUCGCUAUCAAGACGCUAUGCUUACCCAGCUGUGUCGGAACAUCCGAUUCAAAGUGGGCGUUCGGCGCCCCAAGCUCCCCGACGGGGCUAAGUUCCCGAAGAUAGAUGGGCCGGGGAAAUACAAUGGUGAUAACGACCACCGAGUAUUCUACACUUGGCUCGAUGGCUAUCUGAGCUGGCUCCGGGCGUAUAAUCUAUGCGGGGACGAAACUGAUGAUGAGCGUGUACGACUCAUGCGCACCUUCCUCUCCGGACCAGCGGAAGAGUGGUUCAGUCAGGAAGUCGACCACCCGUCGCUGUCAUAUCAUCCGGGAUUCGAACAAGCCAUCUGUGCAAUGCACCGCCGGUUUGUACACGCAAGCUCGGCGGCGAAGGCUACCCAAGACUUUGAGAACGUUAAAUACGUUGCAUCAGAGGGCGUGGAUAGCUUCGCUGCUAACCUCCGGCAGGCUGGGCAACUCAUGGUGGUACCCCCGCAUGAGUACGAACUCGCUCGACGGUUCCUCAACGGAUUACCCACUGAGAUUUAUAACGUUGUGGUGGUCCACAGAGGGCUGCGCUCCGAGUACAUGCCAUUGGCAGACAUCUUGGAGCAUGCUCGCCAAGUCGAGGAAUCCCGUCGCAUGCUACGCGCGCGCGACAAAAUUGAUCGCACCUCGACCACAAUGGCGCAUAGUCGGAGCGAGGAUAAACGUCCCGCAUCGGCUAACCGGCGGGAACCAUAUCGUCGCGAUGAACCUCGCGUACGAUCCGCACCCCGGGCAGGGUCUAGGGACGACGCGGCCCGCGCGGUGGCUGGAGGGAAUAACCGACCUCGCGUCCCCGCUAACGGCGGAACCUGUUUCGCGUGUGGCAAGCCCGGCCAUUUCGCGAACGAUCCUGUAUGCUCGGAAUUCGGCAAACGUAUCGACCGGCCUGGUAAACCCCAGGCUCGGUUACAUGCACAGCGCCUGGACUACGAUGGCGACGAUGAGCUCAUUUCCGAGGCCGGAUCUGCAGCUGAGCGAGAAGCACCGCUAGCUGAGGAUGAUGGUUGGGCCGGGUCGCAAUACGAUUCUGGCCCCGCAUCAGAGGACGAAGCAUCCGAAGUCGAACGAAGGAAACUGCAGACCAACCUAGCAGGGACCGUACCGCCCAUGCUACCAUGUCAGGGUUGGUGA